ACACACAUUAACCUGUAAUUGAUUUAGUUUAAGAAAGGCUUCGUGCAGAAUUUACAUUAGCAGCACCACAACAAACCAGCGCAAUGGCUGACGCAGCGGCAAGACAACUUCAGUACGAAUACAAGGCGAACUCGAACCUUGUCCUGCAAGCGGACGUCCGGCUAAUCGAACGCCCCAGGCGCGAUGAGGCUACGGGUGAGGUGAUUUCGCUUGUCGGCAAGCUCGACGGUACCCGGAUGGGUGACCGGGCACAGCGCAGCAAGCCGGAAAAAACGGAAGAGCGGAAAGCGAAGCGUCAGAAGCGCGAUGAAGCGCAGUAUGAUUUUAACAGCAUGAAAGGUGCUACCCUGCUGUCGGAAGGAAUCGACGAAAUGGUUGGCAUUGUUUAUCGGCCGAAAACGCAGGAAACGCGUCAAACGUACGAGGUGUUGCUAAGCUUCAUCCAGGAAGCGAUCGGUGACCAGCCGCGUGAUAUAUUGCGCGGUGCGGCCGAUGAGAUACUGGCCGUGCUGAAGAACGAUCGUAUGAAGGAGCGCGAAAAGAAGCGUGAAAUUGACGGGUUGCUGGGUAGUGUGGCGGAUGAGCGGUUUGCACUGUUGGUGAACCUUGGGAAGAAAAUUACGGACUUUGGAUCGGAUGCGGCCACGGCGAUUGGUGGCGUUGGACAGGCUGGUCCGGGCGGUGAUGAACCGAUCGAUGAAACGUACGGUAUUAAUGUACGGUUUGAAGAAUCGGAAGAAGAGUCGGAUGAGGAUAAGUACGGUGAGGUGCGGGAGGAUGAUGGACAGGAUGAGGGUGAGGAGGCACGGGACGAUGGUAUUUUGCAUGCGGAAAAUCUUGGCGGUGGUGAAGAUAUGAACAAGAAGGAAAAAGCACUCGACCCACGGGACAUUGAUGCGCAUUGGUUGCAGCGAUGUUUGCGAAAGUAUUACAACGAUUCCAUGAUGUCCCAGUCGAAGGCGCUCGAGGUGUUGAACGUGUUGAAAGAGUCGGGAGACGAUCGAGAGUGCGAGAAUCAGCUGGUCCUUUUGCUUGGGUACGAUUGUUUCGAUUUCAUAAAGCAGUUGAAGAAAAAUCGUCAAAUGAUCCUGUACUGUACAAUGUUGGCACAGUCGCAAAGUGAGAGCGAGCGGGCAAAGCUGCGAGACCGGAUGAAGUCGGAUGCUGCGUUGGCGAAAAUUUUGCGUCAGCUUGAUACCGGGAAGCAGGAAGCACAGGAAGGUAGAGACUAUUCGAACGGAGCUGAUGGGGUGGAUAUGAAGCCAUCGCUUCGAUCUCGUCGCGAACGAGGACUGGAUGAUGGUAGUGCCAUGGACUUCAUGGAAGGAACUCAAGGAGUUGGUGGUGGUGAACGUACCGGACCCGCUGGAGGACAGAUUAUUGGCAAUCGUACCGUGCUGGAGCUGGAUGAGCUUGCAUUCACCCAAGGUUCCCAUCUGAUGGCAAACAAACGCUGCCAACUUCCGGACGGAUCGUUCCGUAAGCAGCGCAAGGGCUACGAAGAAGUGCACGUACCAGCCCUCAAACCUCGUCCAUUCGAUGAAGACGAAGAGCUAAUUGCGAUUGAAAAACUCCCAAAGUAUGUGCAGCCAGUAUUUAACGGAUUCAAAACGCUCAACCGCAUCCAGAGCCGACUGUACAAAAGCGCCCUGGAGAGUGACGAAAAUCUGCUGCUUUGUGCUCCGACCGGUGCCGGUAAAACGAACGUCGCGCUGCUCACGAUGAUGCGUGAGAUCGGAAAGCACAUCAACGAUGAUGGAACGAUCAACGUGGACGAGUUUAAAAUCAUCUACAUUGCUCCGAUGCGAUCGUUGGUGCAGGAAAUGGUGGGAAAUUUCGGUCGUCGCCUGGCGACGUACAAUCUCACAGUAGCGGAAUUGACGGGCGAUCAUCAGCUAAGUCGAGAGCAGAUCGCUGCAACGCAGGUCAUCGUUUGUACACCGGAAAAGUGGGAUAUUAUCACACGGAAAGGAGGCGAAAAGACGUACACACAGUUUGUGCGGUUGGUUAUUAUCGAUGAAAUUCAUCUCCUACACGAUGAGCGUGGUCCAGUGCUGGAAGCGUUGGUUGCUCGUACGAUCCGGAACAUUGAAACGACGCAGGAAGAUGUGCGUCUGGUUGGGCUAUCGGCAACACUGCCCAAUUACCAGGAUGUUUCAACGUUUUUGCGCGUUCGACCCGAAACGGGGCUUUUCUACUUCGACAACAGCUACCGUCCGGUGGCACUGGAACAACAGUACAUCGGUGUGACGGAGAAGAAAGCCCUCAAACGGUUCCAGGUGAUGAAUGACAUUGUGUACGAGAAGGUGAUGGAGCACGCGGGCCGGAAUCAGGUGCUGGUGUUUGUUCAUUCGCGAAAAGAGACGGGCAAAACGGCACGCGCCAUCCGGGACAUGUGUCUCGAGAAGGAUACGCUGGGGACGUUCCUGCGCGAAGGUUCCGCAAGUAUGGAAGUGUUACGGUCGGAAGCGGACCAGGUUAAAAAUCAAGAGCUAAAGGAUCUGCUUCCGUACGGAUUUGCGAUCCAUCACGCCGGGAUGACGCGCGUUGAUCGUACGCUGGUGGAAGAUUUGUUUGCCGAUCGACACAUCCAGGUGCUUGUAUCGACGGCCACCCUUGCGUGGGGUGUAAAUUUGCCGGCACAUACCGUUAUCAUCAAGGGCACGCAGGUGUACAACCCGGAGAAGGGGCGAUGGGUUGAGUUGGGUGCGUUGGACGUGCUACAGAUGCUUGGUCGUGCCGGUCGUCCACAAUACGAUACGAAGGGUGAAGGCAUUCUGAUCACAAACCACAGCGAACUGCAGUACUAUCUAUCGCUUCUGAACCAGCAGCUACCGAUCGAGUCGCAGCUUAUUUCGAAGCUUCCGGAUAUGUUGAAUGCGGAGAUUGUGCUCGGUACGGUUCAAAACGUUAAGGAUGCUGUCACGUGGCUCGGAUACACGUAUCUAUACAUCCGUAUGCUGCGCCAACCGACCCUUUACGGUGUUUCGAUCGAUGCGGUCCAAGAGGAUCCACUGUUGGAGCAGUUCCGAGCGGAUCUGAUACACACUGCAGCACUUCACCUCGAACGUAGCGGACUGAUCAAGUACGAUCGCAAGAGUGGUCAUCUGCAGGUCACCGAGGUUGGUCGAAUCGCUUCGCACUACUACUGCACACACGAAACAAUGCUAACGUACCAUCAGCUGCUGAAGCCUACGCUCAGCGAGAUUGAGCUGUUCCGCGUUUUCUCACUGUCCGGGGAGUUCCGCAACAUCACCGUCCGUGAGGAAGAAAAGCUCGAGUUGCAGAAACUGAUGGAACGUGUACCGAUCCCGAUCAAGGAAAGUAUGGAAGAGCCAAGCGCGAAGGUGAACGUCCUACUGCAAGCUUACAUCUCACAGCUCAAGCUGGAAGGGUUCGCUCUAAUGGCCGACAUGGUUUAUGUGACGCAGUCCGCCUCUCGGCUUUUGCGUGCAAUCUUCGAAAUAGUCCUGCACCGUGGUUGGGCACAGCUGGCCGAUAAAUGUCUCACCCUGUGCAAGAUGAUCGAUCGUCGCAUGUGGCAAAGCAUGUCUCCGUUGCGUCAGUUCCGCAAGAUGCCCGAAGAAAUUGUGAAGAAAAUCGAAAAGAAAAACUUCCCCUGGGAACGGCUGUACGAUCUGGAGGCGAACGAAAUCGGUGAGCUGAUCCGUGUGCCAAAGUUGGGCAAAACAAUCUACCGAUACAUACAUCAGUUCCCGAAGCUGGAACUCUCAACGCAUAUCCAACCGAUCACCCGGUCAACGCUGCGGGUAGAACUCACCAUCACACCCGAUUUCCAGUGGGACGAAAAGGUUCAUGGGCAAUCGGAAGCGUUCUGGAUUUUGGUGGAAGAUGUCGAUUCGGAGGUUAUUUUGCACCAUGAAUACUUCCUGCUGAAAGCUAAGUAUUGUACCGAUGAUCAUUUGGUGAAAUUCUUCGUGCCAGUCUUUGAACCAUUGCCUCCGCAAUACUUUUUACGUAUCGUUUCCGAUCGGUGGAUUGGAGCGGAAACACAGCUUCCCGUAUCCUUCCGACAUUUAAUUCUGCCCGAGAAGAAUCUUCCCCCGACGGAGCUGCUUGAUCUGCAACCGCUCCCGAUCAGUGCACUGCGAGAUCCUUCCUUCGAGGCACUUUACGCCGACCGUUUCCCACAAUUUAACCCCAUUCAGACGCAAGUGUUUAAUGCGGUGUACAACAGCGAAGAUAACGUAUUUGUUGGAGCACCGACAGGAUCGGGCAAGACAACGAUUGCCGAGUUUGCGGUACUUCGACUACUUUCACAGAAUCCGGCCGGGCGUGUCGUGUAUCUUGUUGCGCGGGAUCCUCUGGCGGAUCUCGUUUUUCACGAGUGGCAUCAACGAUUCGGACAAUCCGCACUGGGUUGUAAGGUGGUGAAGCUUACUGGAGAGACGGGAACCGAUUUGAAGCUGAUCGCUAAAGGGCAGAUCAUCGUCACAACAGCUGACAAAUGGGAUGUCCUGUCGCGUCGUUGGAAGCAGCGUAAGAACGUCCAAAAUGUGCAGUUAUUUAUCGUGGAUGAGUUGCAGCUGAUUGGCGGAGAAGAUGGUCCAGUACUCGAGGUGGCCUGCUCUCGUAUGCGAUACAUUUCGUCGCAAACCGAGCAACCGAUACGCAUCAUCGCGCUGUCAGCUUCGUUGGCCGAUGCGCGUGAUAUCGCACAAUGGCUUGGAUGUAGCACGAACGCUACCUUCAACUUCCAUCCCUCUGUAAGGCCGAUCCCUCUGGAACUGCACGUACAAGGACUCAACAUUACGCACAAUGCGUCGCGAGUUGCCGCCAUGUCGAAGCCAGUGUACAACGCGAUUACCAAGUUCAGUCCACACAAACCUGUCAUCGUGUUUGUCACAUCUCGCAAGCUGGCUCGACUUACGGCGAUUGACGUGCUGACGUACUGUGCGGCUGAGUUGCAACCGAACCGUUUCUUCCACGCAGAGGAGGAAGACAUUAAACCGUUCCUGGAUCGAAUGACAGACAAAACCUUGAAGGAAACAUUGUCCCAGGGCGUGGCGUACAUGCACGAAGGACUAACAGCUUCCGAUCAGCGUAUAGUGGAGCAAUUGUUCGACUCCGGAGCAGUACAGAUAGCUAUCUGCACACGAGAUCUCUGCUGGGCGUUAAAUAUUAGCGCCCAUUUGGUCAUCAUAAUGGACACACAGUUCUACAAUGGACGAAAUCAUGCGUACGAUGACUAUCCAAUCACGGAUGUACUGCAAAUGAUCGGUCGCGCUAACCGUCCCUUGGAAGAUGAUGACGCCAAAGCUGUCCUAAUGUGUCAGAGCUCAAAGAAGGACUUUUACAAGAAGUUCCUCAAUGAACCGCUGCCGGUGGAAAGUCAUCUUGAUCAUAGGCUGCACGAUCAUUUCAAUGCCGAGAUUGUCACAAAGACAAUUGAAAACAAACAGGACGCAGUAGAUUACUUGACGUGGACGUUCCUGUACCGACGGUUGACGCAGAAUCCCAACUACUACAAUCUGCAGGGCGUCACACAUCGUCAUCUAUCCGAUCACUUGUCGGAAUUGGUGGAAUCGACCCUUUCCGAUCUGGAGCAAUCGAAGUGUAUCGGAGUGGAGGACGAGAUGGACGCACUGCCACUUAAUCUGGGCAUGAUUGCGGCUUAUUACUACAUCAACUACACGACAAUCGAACUGUUCAGUCUUUCGCUUAACAGUAAGACAAAGAUCCGCGGUUUGCUGGAAAUCAUUUCAUCUGCAGCUGAGUACGAGGAUCUGAUCGUACGCCAUCACGAGGAUAACAUUCUGCGAAGUUUAGGAUCCCGCCUGCCCAACAAACUGACCGGUCCUAAUGGUACUGCACCCAAGUACAACGAUCCACACAUCAAGACGAACUUGUUGCUGCAGGCCCAUCUUUCUCGACUACAACUCGGUGCGGAACUUCAAGGUGACACCGAGCAGAUUCUUGGCAAGGCAAUCCGUUUGGUGCAGGCAUGCGUGGAUGUGCUUUCUUCCAAUGGUUGGCUAUCGCCCGCCGUUGCCGCUAUGGAACUGGCGCAGAUGAUAACACAGGCGAUGUGGAGCAAAGAUUCCUACCUGAAGCAGUUGCCCCAUUUUACGGCGGAAAUUAUCAAGCGUUGUCAGGAGAAGGGCAUCGAGACGGUAUUUGACAUUAUGGAGCUGGAUGAUGAUGAUCGAUCCCGGCUGCUGCAGAUGACUGAUCAACAGAUGUCGGAUGUAGCACGAUUCUGUAACCGAUAUCCCAAUAUCGAGCUGACGUUCGCCGUGUUGGAAAAGGAUAGGAUUCAUUCCGGGUCGUCCGUUGAUGUGGAAGUUACUUUGGAGCGUGAGGACGAUGUAACGGGACCGGUAAUUGCACCAUUCUUCCCACAGAAACGCGAAGAAGGCUGGUGGGUUGUUAUCGGUGAUCCAAAAACAAACUCGCUGCUGUCCAUCAAACGGCUCACCCUGCAACAAAAGGCGAAGGUAAAGCUGAACUUUGUCGCACCGAGCCCAGGCCACCACGAGUACACGCUGUACUAUAUGAGCGAUUCGUAUCUGGGCUGCGAUCAGGAGUACAAAUUCUCCAUCAACGUUGGCGAUUUCCAGUCGGAGAGCGAAAGCGAAUCGGAUUAAACUGUGC
Molecule: messenger RNA, 6615 nt
Organism: Anopheles maculipalpis
Lineage: Eukaryota; Metazoa; Arthropoda; Insecta; Diptera; Culicidae
Gene: l(3)72Ab
Product: putative U5 small nuclear ribonucleoprotein 200 kDa helicase
Exons: 3
Coding region: 84-6608 (2174 amino acids)
Cellular component (GO): nucleus
Molecular function (GO): nucleic acid binding; ATP binding; ATP hydrolysis activity
Source: RefSeq, a predicted model, not a curated record